Hymenoscyphus albidus is the source of this 661-nucleotide messenger RNA. Lineage: Eukaryota; Fungi; Ascomycota; Leotiomycetes; Helotiales; Helotiaceae. The record is from the annotation of a GenBank genome assembly.
AUGCAUAAUCCUGUCGUGGAACGCGUUGACUGGCUCAACCGCAAAUCCUCCCUUCUCACUCUCACAUGCGACCGCUGUCAGCAGCCAGCCACCGAAAUAAUAGAUCCACCUCUGGGGAACAAGAGUUUCUGCAAAAGCAUAUCGAGAGCAUCAAAUCCCCAGAAAGCGUUUUCAUACGAGUCUGGAAGGCUCCGACGACGAAGGCGACGACAACAACAACAAGUUCAACAACAACAAUUCGGCAACUCACAUCCAAAAGCGAGCUUGGGUCUGGGUCUGGGUCCGAGUCUUGGGAACCAGACAAGCCGAGACUUCCCGGCGCCAACGAAAUUGGAUUCAGGUACGAGCACCGUUUCCCAUGGCAACACCGGCCACAAUCUCCGUAAGCUUUUUUCACUUUCAAGGCAUCGGACGUUUAUCCAGAAUAGCGUUCUUUCCUUCCCACACCUCCGCACUUAUUCCUUGGUUUAUGAUAACCUUAUCACGGGGCCUCGCGCUCGAAUCGUGUCAAAGGUGGGAUGAACUAUUUAUGAAUUCCAAGCAUUCAAGGAAAGAAUUAUUGAUUCUUGAUUCUCGUCAAAACUCAAUUCCAGGUCGAGGCGUUGGCCUUCCAAUUGUGACAAUUGGAAAUGUUGAAUGGACCAGAAACCACGACGGAUGA